AUUGAAAUUCCUUUUUGUGGUUUUUAAACAAUUUUCUCGAUGCCACCAAAAAAAUCUAAAAUUCUAAAAGAAAAAGUGACUUCAGAAAAGAUGUAUGAAUUUUUAACAAAAGAGGAAAUACAUGCCAAAGAGCAAAAGUAUGCAAAUCAUAUAACGAAUCUUAAAGAAUGUUUAAAUUACAUAAAAGAAUCCUCUAAAAUAGUGGCGCAAAUAAAUGAAAAACAAUUGAUCAGUAAUAAAUGGCAAGAUUAUGUAAACUGUUGUCCUCUUCCCAAAGCCUAUAUACCACCCGAUAUACGUUUAUCUAUUGAGAAACUAAAAUAUUUUGAAAAUAUUUCCAAACAAAACUCUAUCGAUUGGUUACUGUCCAUCGAUGAACAUAGUAUUUUGACACAAAAUCUUUUUCGUAAAGACUUAACUUAUUGUAAUCUGAAAGCUAAGUAUAAACACAAUUUUGGCGGGGAAUACAACAGAGACAUAGAAUUUUGUCUUCAAAUAUUAACGAGAAUGGAUGAUUUUUUGGAUAACAAUAUUGAAGUAGCUAAAUGUUGUAUAGAUAAAUUAAAUGAUGUUAAAAGACUGAGACGUAGUUUACAGCAAGAGAUUGCCGAGUUUUUCAAUCGUUUCACAUAUCGAGUUUUGUGUUCAGAAGAGACUUAUAUGAAUGCCAUAGAUCCCAUUACUAUGGAUUACAGCUAUCAAGCUGAAAAUUUUCGACUACAUAUUUGGUCAUUGAAAAAUGUGCCAAUAUGUUUUAAACAACUAGAUUAUCACUAA
Messenger RNA from Calliphora vicina (urban bluebottle blowfly), 777 nucleotides. RefSeq lists its product as uncharacterized. The transcript has 4 exons. Gene Ontology annotation, molecular function: microtubule binding; beta-tubulin binding. The record is from RefSeq and is a predicted model, not a curated record. Lineage: Eukaryota; Metazoa; Arthropoda; Insecta; Diptera; Calliphoridae. The coding region runs from base 40 to 777 and encodes 245 amino acids.